AUGGAGCGCCGCGGCCGGGCGGGGCUGCAGCCGGCGGGCGGAGGAGAGGGAGGCGGAUGGGUGCUGGUGGAGGCCCGGCUGCAGGGAGGAGCGCCGUGGGGCUUCACCGUGCAGGGCGGCCUGGAGCACGGACAGCCGCUCAUCAUCUCCAAGGUGGAAGAAGGCGGUAAGGCGGACAGCAUGGAGCGCCCUCUGCUGGUCGGGGAUGAGAUCAUCAUCAUCAACGAUGUGGAGCUGAGCGGCUACAGACAGGAAGCCAUCGCUCUGAUCAAAGGAUCGUUCAAGACGCUGACGCUCACCGUCCGCAGGGAGUUCGAUCCCGGAUACAUCGAGGAGUUCGCGUCACCGAGCUCCAGGGCCGCUCUUCGUCUUCCCUCACCUCCUCCUGACCUCUGUUUCCAAACCCCUCCACCGUCACAGGAAGCCCCGUCGUCCAAUCACAGCCGGCGAUGCUCAGCGGUCCAACUACGCAUCAGAAACCGACGCAGUGAGCCGGCGUCUCGCCCUCAUUCCUGGCACUCGACGAAACUCGGCGACGAUCAACCGGACCUGGAGCAGCUGGAGACGAUGGGCCCCGUCUGGGGCCACAGUUACCCCACCAGUGCUUCCACCUCCGACCUGUCGGCCGGGUUUGACCCCAGCGGCGCCGGCGGCUACCUGAGGAAGAGUCCGGACCAGUACAGCUCCAGGGGCAGCAUGGAGAGCCUGGACCCGGCCCAGUCCUCCCAUCACCACCCAGUGACGCAGCAGCAGCUCCCACUGGGCCACCGCGGCCAGACUGGGCCCAACCCGGCCUACUCGUCCUGCCAGCAGCUUUCCUCUGCCAGGUCCAACAGCAUCGACCACCUGCACAGCAAGCGCGACUCGGCCUACUCCUCCUUCUCCACCAGCUCCAGUAUUCCUGAGUACCUGGCCUCCACGCCGUCCUUCGGCCCGGAGCGCUCCUGCUCCCUGGACGCCGUCCCGCAGCGCGGGGCCGGCAGCGCCGAGAUGCUGCAGGCCGGCAGCGCCGGGAUGCUGCAGGCCGACAUCCGAUACGUCCGCGCCGUCUACGACGCCCAGCAGGGCCUGACUCAGGAGCAGGAGCUGAACUCGUCCAGAACCGGGCCCAGGUCCGGGCCCAGAGACCUCCAGGGCUCAGUGGGCGGAGUCUGUUACCGAGGCGCCAACGGCAGCAACGCCAGAGGCGGCGCCGGCGUCCCGGCGUCAAACCGGCACAGCGUGGGGCCCAUAUGGGGCCAGGCGGCCAGUCGCAGCUCCUACGAGAGCCUGAAGGGGGCGCCCGCGCCGCCGAGGCGCAGCGACAGCUACGCCGCCAUCAGGAACCACGAGAGGCCAAACUCCUGGUCCAGUCUGGACCACGCCCGGUCGCUGCGGUCUCUGCAGAGCAGCUCCUGGCAUCACUCCAGCGGUCCAGUGGCCUCAGCCAAAGCUUCGUUUGGCGCUGAGUGUCAGCUCCACACCGUGGUGGAGAAGAGUCCGGAGAGCAGUCCCACCACCAAGCCCAGGCAGGGCGCCGGGUUCUCCCCACCCCCCACCGGGCCCGGCUCCCCGCCCAGCCGCCUCAUUCUCCCUGCCAGCGUUUACCCGGUUCCCCAGCCAGAACCUCAGUACGCGCAGACGCCCAGCUCCGGUCCCGGUCCGUCUGGACUCUACUCGGCCCUGACCAAGGACAGCGGCCGGCAGCAGCCGGUCCGGGACCAGCAGGCCACAGAAAACGGCCACCAAAGCAUUGGUUCUUCACCGUACUCCCGCUCCUCGUACUCCGGACCUGGAUCGUCUCAGCUCAGGUCCAGACUGCCCGAGGCGGACAGUUGGCACCAGCAUCCAGAGUCGAACGUGAAAACCUCAGAGGGUCCAACUGGAGCCCAGAGGCCUCACCAGAACCUCGGCCAGAACCUCGACGAUUCUCUUCUGAAAGCACAACAGCAAGAGCAGAACCAUGAAUUCAGGAUUACCCCGGUCCAUUCGGCCCCAGACCUCAGAACCAGGAGCGAGUCCAGAGACUACACCCGACCCAGAGACCCGCCCACCGUUCCAUCAGAACCGGCCGGAUCGACCCGGAUCGCCCAGGGUCAGGUACCGCCCGUCUCAGCGCCGCAUCCAUCCGCCCAGUGGAGCCAGAGAGACCCGGACAGCGACCACCCUCUGACCCGGCUGGAGAACGCCCUGGCCGAGGUCCAGCGCGUCGCCGUUCCCGACGGCCCGGACGGCGGCCAGAGUCCGGCCCGCGGCCAGAGCCCGGCCCGCUGCCUCUCCGUUCUGGAGAAAGUCAGUCACUUUGAGCGGCGGAGAGACGGAGGGAAGCAGCGCAGCUCCAGCACCACCUCCUACUGCAAAUCCUCCCACCUGGGGGUGAGCGAUAAAGGCCGCAGUUCCCCCUGUGGAGCCGAAGACCUCAGAAAUAUGCUGGAAAGGAGCACGAAAGGAACCAAAACCCAGCGGACCAUGAGCUACAGAGGAGGCGGCAAUGAGUUCAUGAAACACAGGCUUCCAGCCGAUCCCGUCUCAGCGCUGCAGAGAAGCCGCAGCAGCUUCCAGCUGGACGGAGACGUCAACAGGAACUGUCCUUACGGACCUGAACCCCAGGAGACAGCCGACCCCCUGCAGGACAGAUCUAACAGAGACUCUGUGACAGACGCCCAGCCUGCUGCCCUUCACUCCGCUUCAUUCAGACAGAGAGACCUCAGCUCUCCGCCUCCUGUCGCCUCCGGUCCUCAGCCGUUCCCCAACCCUGCUAAGUACAACUCACUGGAGAAAAAAGGCCCCAAAACGAAGCCCAAACCGCAGGGGGUCAUCAUGGCACCAGUCACCUCCCCUCACACCCCGAGGGAGAGGCAUGCGGUCAGCCCCGACAGCGGGGGCCAGAGCCCGCCGCCGCUCCCCAGCGUCCCUCCGGUCGGGCCGCCGGCUCCGGCCAGGAUCUGCGGCCGCAAACGACUGACGUCCGACCAGAAGAAACGUUCGUACUCCGAACCAGAGAACAUGAACGAAGUGGGAGUUUCUGAUCCAGAAACCGCUGCCCUCUUCCGGCGAGGAGGAGAAACGAGCGUAGCGGACCGUCGGAAGAUGUUUGAGCUCGCGGCGAGCCACGUCUCUCAGGGCUCCGCGUCGAGACCGGACCUGCGCCAACUCCGCCAAGACGCUCUGGUUGAGUACAUGGAGAGGAAGCGAGGGAUCAGGAGGGACGGGGCGGGGCACAGGACUGGAUCGAGACCUCACAGCACUUACUUCCACCCUGAGCAGGGAUACCACUCAGACACCUACAGUCUCUCGUCCACCUCCAGCAUGCUUUCCCUUCAGGACCCUGGUCCGGAUCGAGGUCCGGCUCUCGGAUCGGACCGUUGGAGCCUCCAGUCCAACCUUUUCUACCCGGGCAGAGUGACGACACCCAGACCUCCAGCUCAGCCCAUCCCUGGCUCCAGUCUUGAUCUCCAAAUCAGUCAAGAUCUGAACCCUGAAGCCCGAAUCAGCAGACACAGUCAGUCCGGUACCAGAGACUCGAACAGAAGUCAAGACCGGCAGAUCGCUGAGCCUCAGUACAAACCAGGACUCUCUACGAAGGUCAACGAGGCGCUGCAGCGGGUCGGGUCGGUCCACAGGACCGGGAGGUCGGCCUCUGCUGAGGAUCUGCUGGAACGUCUGGAAAACAAAUACUCGCCUCAACACAUUCGCUCUCGCUCGUCCCCGACCGCAGACCAGCUCAGCCAGAACUUACUUUCAGGGGACAUCAAGAGUUUCGACGUCUCCUUCUGUGAAUCUGGACGAUGUGCUCUGGCUGCAGACCGACCUGCAGACAUUCACAGAUCAACAGAGUCAAACCGGUUCAACGACAACCGACCGACACCGUGUCCACAAGGUGAGACAUCCAACCAAACUCCCGUCAGUCGGAGAGAGCGCCAGAGGAACGGCGAACGUCUCCGGGCCUACAGCAGCUCCACCCUGGCGGCCUCCGUCGGCCUCCCCUCGCCCUUCUCCUCUCCGGGGAACCGGCAGGACGGCGGCGCCGCCGAGUGGACGUCCAGCGAGACGCUGAGCCAGGUCAACCUGGACGCCAUCACCUUCCCGGGAAUCCCGCAGCCCGGCGACGGAACCGCAGAGGACGGACACCGAGGCAGAACCUCAAGCUUGGAGUUGACUGGAGACAUUUUGGCUGAAAAUACCAAACCAGUUCCACCAGUUCCAUCAGUCACAUCAGCAGCGCCACCAUGCAGGAAGACCAGUGGCAGCUCCACUUCCUCCCAUCAGUCCGUCCAUCCACACCUGUCCUCUCUGAGGAUCUCUGAAUCCAGCCUCUGCGGCUCCUUUGAGCAACAGCCGCCGCAGACGUCAACAGGAAACCUUCAGGAGUUUGACGACGUCUUCCUCAAACCUCCUCCUCCUCCUCCUGCUCCUCUCACUCCACCCAUUAAAGAGACGAACAUCAUGGAGGACUUCCCUCCUCCUCCUCCACCUCCGGCUGAGAUGGAGGCAGAUCUUCAGUCGUUACAAAGCUCUAAUCCAGAAACCUUGAGCAACUCGGCUCCCAUCUGGACGUCGUCUGCUCAGUCCGCUCCUCCACUAAAGCCGCAGCCGUCCAACGAGGACGUCUCCGUCUUCCAGUACCAGCCGCUUCCCAGGAGGGAGAAGUCACCCGAAGAGCUGAGGGUGGAGGCGCUGACUCAGCAGCUGGUGUUGCAGGAUCCCUCUCUGGCGCCCCUGCUGGACACCUGGGGAGGCGAAUGCACCAUGAAGCUGAUGGAGGAAAUCUUUUCAAACGGUGGAGCGCCGGGGAGUUCACCUCCGGGUCAAAGGAUGCAGGUCGGUGUCGGUGAUCAGAGUUCGGCCCAAACGAAGGAGACGGACGUCGAUGACGACGAGAGCGACGUCAACGCCAGGAAGGGGGAGCUGUGUGAGGCCCUGCGGCGCUGCGUGGCGGCGAUGCGGCGGGAGAAGGCAGCUCUGGCGGAGGAGCAGCGGCGCCACCAGGCUGCGGGCGCCGGCAUGGAGGCGCUGAUCCAGCAGCAGCUGAAAGCCAAUGAGAAGGAGAAAUACAGCAGGUUCACAGGAGACCUGGAGAGGAUCGUCAACCUGCUGCUGUCUCUGUGCAGCCGCCUGACCCGGGUGGACAAGUCUCUGCUUUCCCUGGACAGAGACGGAGGUUUGACUGAAGACGCUGCUGAGGAGAGGGACUCCCUUCAUCACAAGCGUUCGCUGCUCCUGCGUCAAACCGAAGACGCGCGGGACCUGAAGGAGAACCUGGACCGGCGGCAGCGCGUCGUCACCGCCAUCCUGACCGGCUACCUCACCGAAGAACAACUCCACGACUACCGCCGCUUCGUCAGCGCCAAACCGCUCCUGAUUCGCCAGCGCCAGCUCGAUGACCUCAUCCGGCAGCGGGAGGAGCAGCUGGCGCGACUCGCCGAGAGCCUGCCGCCAAGCCUGCCGCUAAGCCCCGCCCACUCCAUCAGGUCCACCGCUGUGACAUCACUGUGAUGUAACAAGAUAGAUCCACACGUCCAUAUCUAGUUUUUUAUCCGACUGUCCUUAAACAACCCAAAUGGUGCUUUCAGGGACCUGAACAGGUCCGUUCGUUCUUAGGACCGACAAAACAAGGUCCAAAGACAGAACAGAGUCGUCUGCAAAGAAUCGAACCUUCAGCCACGUUUUCCAGCAAAGGCGUCCGUAAAACCGCGCUCUGCUCCCGCACAGGUAAGCCAGCCUCCAGGAAAACGGACCGCCCCGAAACCCGAAGGACUCACAUGUUUCACCUUAACGCACAUUGAGGAGCGUCUGACAUCAGCACCGUAACGCCGCCGCCGCUCUUUCUGAACGCAGCUCAUUGCACUUUGUAGCAGUCGGACCACUGUUUCCAGUUCCCAACGGCUUCAUGGCUGAACGCUCGCAAACCGGCCGGAAAACCCGCCGGAAAACCGGCCGGAAAACCGGGAAGAGACAAAACUCCCAGCUUUUUAACCUUCACCGUCUCACACUGGCAUGUUUUAAAUGUUUUAUCAUCACCUGUAAGCAAAUUCUGGUCCGUUCUGAAGUAAAUAAAACAAGAGGAAUUAUAAAAUGGUUCCCAAAGAUAUUUAAUUUUAUACAACAGGAAACCUGGACACAGAAGUUCCUUCACCUCCAAGAGGAUUUUUUCCACAAUCUGGAAAAUCUCAGAAAACCAGCAGG
Messenger RNA from Poeciliopsis prolifica (blackstripe livebearer), 6165 nucleotides. RefSeq names its product protein Shroom3-like. Gene Ontology annotation, biological process: actin filament organization. Gene Ontology annotation, molecular function: actin filament binding. Lineage: Eukaryota; Metazoa; Chordata; Actinopteri; Cyprinodontiformes; Poeciliidae. The record is from RefSeq and is a predicted model, not a curated record. Gene Ontology annotation, cellular component: adherens junction; apical junction complex; apical plasma membrane.